CUUUUAGGCUAUUUACGAUAUGCUUGGAGCAUGCUCUUCAAAUAGGCCUGCUGAUUCUGCUGAGGAACGAGCGAAAAAUAUAUUCUCUAAAAUGGAUGAGAAUAACGAUGGUCAAUUAACACAGGAAGAAUUUUUAAAAGGCUGUCUUCAAGAUGAAGAAUUGUCGAAAAUGUUGGCGCCCUAAACACUUAUUCUCAUUUAUAUUUUACUCGGCAUGUGUGCAGAAAAUGGGAAAGCAAAACAGCAAGCUGAAACCAGAAGUACUGGAGGAUUUAAAACAAAACACCGAAUUCACAGAUGCUGAAAUACAAGAGUGGUACAAAGGAUUCCUUAAAGAUUGUCCAAGUGGACAUUUGUCGGUUGAAGAGUUCAAAAAAAUAUAUGGAAAUUUUUUCCCCUAUGGAGAUGCUAGUAAGUUUGCCGAACAUGUUUUUCGCACAUUUGACGCUAAUGGUGAUGGUACUAUCGACUUUAGAGAGUUUCUUUGUGCUCUUAGUGUAACUUCAAGGGGAAAAUUGGAACAAAAACUUAAAUGGGCCUUUUCUAUGUAUGACUUAGAUGGAAAUGGCUACAUAUCACGACAAGAAAUGCUUGAAAUUGUCACGGCUAUAUAUAAAAUGGUUGGAUCUGUUAUGAAAAUGCCUGAAGACGAAAGCACACCAGAAAAAAGAACUGAUAAAAUAUUUAGGCAAAUGGAUCGAAACAAGGAUGGAAAAUUAAGUCUUGAAGAAUUUAUAGAAGGAGCAAAAAGUGAUCCAUCAAUAGUACGUUUAUUACAAUGUGAUCCUCAAUCACAUUAACUUACAUUUAAAUGGUUUAAGUAAGCAAUAAAUGUUCGGAUUAUGAUAGAAAUUAAAUAA
This is a messenger RNA of Lucilia sericata (common green bottle fly), 860 nucleotides long. RefSeq names its product neurocalcin homolog. Gene Ontology annotation, molecular function: calcium ion binding. The record is from RefSeq and is a predicted model, not a curated record. Bases 153 to 800 code for a protein of 215 amino acids. NCBI's taxonomy places the organism in Eukaryota, Metazoa, Arthropoda, Insecta, Diptera, Calliphoridae. The transcript has 5 exons.